Molecule: messenger RNA, 621 nt
Organism: Hirsutella rhossiliensis
Lineage: Eukaryota; Fungi; Ascomycota; Sordariomycetes; Hypocreales; Ophiocordycipitaceae
Product: ribosomal protein l23 domain-containing protein
Exons: 2
Coding region: 1-621 (206 amino acids)
Biological process (GO): mitochondrial translation
Cellular component (GO): mitochondrial large ribosomal subunit; ribosome
Molecular function (GO): structural constituent of ribosome
Source: RefSeq, a predicted model, not a curated record
AUGGCCGAAGCAGCAAAAGCGGCUGCGCGCCACCUGCCGGCCUUUAAGCUCGGCAGGAAUCAGGUGUUUCUGCCCGACCAUGUCGUCACCUUUUUGCGAAAAGAACACCUCCCGCCCAACGAGGCCUGCUUCCAGGUUCCCCUGCGCUUCACCAAGUUCGAUCUCCGCGACUAUCUCUGGAACCUUUACAACGUCGAGGUCAGGAAGGUCCGCGUCUACGUCAAGCAGCAGCCCAUCACGCGGCGCCCAUUCACGAUGCAGUCCUAUUACCGCCCGCAGUCGCUCAAGGUCAUGACCGUCGAGCUCGCCAAGCCCUUCCAGUGGCCCGACGUGCCCCAGAAUCUGGAGCCGUGGAGCAACGACCUGUGGAAGAUGCGCGAGGAUCAAAAAGACGAGAACAAGGACGAUAACUACAACAAACACAAAUUCAAGAUUCCCCUCAUAAGUCAGAAGCCCCUGUCCAAGGAGAGGCAGGAACUGGCUAGCCUGGCCAAGCAGAUGCUGUCCGGUGAGAUCAAGUGGAAAAACGAUCUAGUUCUCGACCCCAAGUGGGACACGCUGCUACCCAAGGACGACAAGGGCGCGAUCAAGGGCGACUCGGGAGAUGUCGCAACGAGGUAG